AUGGAGGGGAUUUUCAACAGCAAGAGUCUUUAUGAGUAUCUCGAGGAGCAGAAGCAAGCGGGCAUAUCAAAGACCAAGGAGAUAUCUCUGUAUUACAAGGCAACAUCAAAGAGUGUGGGUGACGACGAGUAUUCGCUAAGAAUAUGGCUGGACUACAUCCGGCUACUCAUGGACGGGACAAAGGAUGUGACGGAGGCCAGAGAGACAUUCAAGAUGAUAAAGAUGAGGUUCUGCAAGUUCUACAACUACUGGGAGGCCUAUGUCCGAUUUGAGAUUGAGGCUGGAAACGGGAGUCUCUGUAAGAUCUUGCAGCACAGCAUUGAUUUUGUCAAGGUCAAGGAGUUCACCGAAAAGAAGAGAGUGCUGGAGUAUUUAGAGUGUGUGAUGUCCUAUGCCCGAAAUGGAGAGGACCUGUCUGUAUUUUGCAGAGGCCCCGAGACGAGCUUUAAGCCAGGUGCUCAGGUCCUCAGUCCUUUUGAGGCCAGGAUCGGAGAACAAUCGAAAAACAAGGUUUUGAAAAAAGAGCACGAGGAGUCAGGGCCUGGGCAUAGAGACGAUGGAAAGAACCUCUUGUCCAGGAGCGGCAGGGCCCAUCUCGCACCCGAUGAAUGCAAGGAGAACGACAACAAGAACAGAGCUCGGGAAGAUGGAGCGUCUCUGUCGCCUAGUUUCGCGGCGAAGUCCAAAAAUUGUGGGGCCACUUUUGGAACGAUACCCAUUAGGUUUGAGAAGGAAGACUACUCUCAGGGAAUAACGAUGGAAAUAAAUGCAGCCUUGGGGAGGACAAGCCCCGAGGGAAGCAACUCAUCCCCAAGGUCCGGGGCAGUGCGAUCCAGAGAGAGGAUAAUAAUCAAAGGAAGAGAGAUCGAGAUUCUCAAGCAGAUAGGGAAGGGAGGAAGUAGUAAGGUGUACAAGGUUCUUUUUGGGAGCAACGUGUAUGCCUUGAAAAGAGUCGAGCUGAUUGGAGAUGAAAAGAUGCUCAGCUCCUACAUUAACGAAAUAAACCUACUGUAUAAGUUCAAAGGGACAUCGGAGAUAGUCGAGAUUAUAGACCACGAGGUGGGUGAAGACUACCUACACAUCCUACUGGAAUAUGGAGAGACGGACCUGUCGAAGAUCAUAAGGAAAGGAGGCUUAAGCAUGAACUUCAUCAAGGAUGUAUGGGAGCAAAUGCUUCUGAUAGUAAAGAGGGUUCACAUUGAAAGGAUUAUUCACUGCGAUCUUAAACCAGCAAACUUUCUGUUUGUCAAGGGACGCGUCAAGCUCAUAGACUUCGGAAUAUCCAAGGUCAUAAGAAAUGACACAACCAGCAUUUUGUCCGAGGAGCAAUGCGGGACUGUAAACUACAUGUCGCCAGAGGCUGUCACUCAGAACAAGUCCAAAGUUGCCCGUAGCUCUGACAUCUGGUCUCUGGGAUGCAUUUUGUAUGAGAUGGUCCACUCGAAUCCUCCCUUGCACGAGUACCCCAAUCUGAUCCAGAAGAUACAGAGGCUCCAGGAGUACUCCGAGUUUAAGUACACAAGCAAGAACAAGGCUGCAGUCAUGGUUAUGAAGGAAUGUUUAGCCAGAGACCCGAAGAAGCGGCCGACCAUAGAUAAUCUCCUUAACCACAGGUUUCUUACUGGGGAAAUGUGUCUGGAAUCUCUUCGGGAGUUAGUCGAAAAGAUCCUUAAAAUCGAUGGAGGAGACAGAGUCGAUCCUGAGCAUGUUGACAGGAUAGCUGAGCAGCUUCACUCCACUCAUAGGCAGGACCAGGCGUGA
Molecule: messenger RNA, 1761 nt
Organism: Encephalitozoon cuniculi GB-M1
Lineage: Eukaryota; Fungi; Microsporidia; Unikaryonidae
Exons: 1
Coding region: 1-1761 (586 amino acids)
Biological process (GO): protein localization to kinetochore; peptidyl-serine phosphorylation; meiotic spindle assembly checkpoint signaling
Cellular component (GO): nucleus; kinetochore; spindle
Molecular function (GO): protein serine/threonine kinase activity; protein binding; ATP binding
Source: RefSeq, marked provisional